This is a messenger RNA of Aspergillus vadensis CBS 113365, 543 nucleotides long. RefSeq lists its product as uncharacterized. The record is from RefSeq and is a predicted model, not a curated record. The coding region runs from base 1 to 543 and encodes 180 amino acids. The transcript has 3 exons. NCBI's taxonomy places the organism in Eukaryota, Fungi, Ascomycota, Eurotiomycetes, Eurotiales, Aspergillaceae.
AUGAAUUCUGUCAGAAUAGCGAGUAUCUCUCGCAUGGAUCUCGAGGGCCACGAAGAAACUGCACCAUCGAUCACAGAUGUCAAGCACUUGUUAUCCUAUAACUGGAUGGAGUCUGUGACUCCUACUAUUGCCAUCCCGGGCUGCCCACUGUUAUGGCCUCCACCGAAAGCCCAAAAUGCAGCUCGGCACCCAGAAAGUCCUCUGGAGCCUCUGUUCCGCGUUCUGUACACAACUCAUCCUUCGUUCGAUAUUGGUGCCGUUGAUCUCGUAACAGAUCGGAAUAAUAUCCGCGUGCUUCUAUUCUUUAUAAAUCUACCUUUCACCAUCGAGUUUGAAAUCACAGGCAAGACGGCGGUCUUUAGUCGUGCAGAGACCGAGACAGUUAAAAACAUCAGACUUGGAGCCGUUGCGGGCUUUGGUCAUGAGUUUGAAAAGGCAUACACCCGAGACCAAGUUGACAGAAGUACUGGCCACCAUAGGAUCAUCAAUUACUCCUUUGAUGGGCUCAGGCUCAUCGUUUGCUAUGAAACGGAAGCCAACUGA